This is a messenger RNA of Pieris macdunnoughi, 513 nucleotides long. The record is from the annotation of a GenBank genome assembly. Lineage: Eukaryota; Metazoa; Arthropoda; Insecta; Lepidoptera; Pieridae.
AUGUCCAGUUUCAGAAUUCAAGUAGCGUUUCUUCUUCUAUUUGGUACACUUCUGGAAGCCGGUCUACCUAAAGGUUUCAUCCUUAACAAAGCAACUAAAAAUGCCUACAAAUUGAUGUAUCAAUCUGCAACUUGGCCGGUGGCUAGGGACACGUGCAAUGAACUUGGGGCACACUUAGCAGUACCUCGUUCACAGGACGAGUUCUUCUUUAUCCAGAAACUAGUCCGUGGUAUGCAUUACCCUAGCAUCAACGGAACAGAUAACAAAUUAGUGGUCUGGCUUGGAAUCAAUAAUUUAGAAGACUAUAAAAUUUGGAGAAACAUCUACGGUGAAGACAUAAAGAAGACUGGCUUUUCGACAUGGACUGGAGAUAACGGAAAGGGGUUUAGUAAUGCUCCUGAAGAGCCUCAUUGUGGAGCAAUAGACGCUGCAAAUCCUGGACUACGGGACUACUGGUGUCACCGAAGACAACCCUAUAUCUGCCAAAUUGACCUCAUACGAAAUAAUCAAUAA